Messenger RNA from Mercenaria mercenaria, 1410 nucleotides. RefSeq lists its product as uncharacterized. The record is from RefSeq and is a predicted model, not a curated record. Bases 130 to 690 code for a protein of 186 amino acids. NCBI's taxonomy places the organism in Eukaryota, Metazoa, Mollusca, Bivalvia, Venerida, Veneridae. The transcript has 6 exons.
CUAAUUGAUACUUCUUGCACUUUGAUAUACAACUUCCUGUCUGCAGCAGGGAAGCUGGAAAAGUUCUCGAAGUUUAAAACUUAUAUUCUGACGUAUUAAAGUCAGUCAGAGCCAUAGAAACGGAGAGCAAUGGAGAUUGAGAGCAUAUCAGAGUAUGAUUGUGGAGAUGGGAGAUGCAGAGACAUGUUUUGGGAGUUUGUGUAUAUUGUUGUUAUCCCAGGGGCACUGCUGUUUACAAUUGUCUUCAUUACAAGUGUACUGAUGUGCUGCUCUGCCUGUAAGAGGAAGAAGGCAGACCCCAUUAAUGAUGAGACUCAGUUGAUUGGUUAUAACUCAAUUCGCCGUGCUUCUCUGAGUUUGCGUCAGUUAUCACACAACAGGGAUACGCCAUUGCUAUCAAGCCGAGCCAAUAGAGAUGCUCGCACUGCCUCACUGAAUCUUGAUAGAGAUCAGCGUUAUCGCAGAGGUGCCCGGGGAACUGCGAGUGCACCAGGGACACUACAGAGAGAUAGAGAAAGGCAUCAGCGUCACCAGCGAGAUAGACAGUCAGAGAUACCUCCCCAGUAUGACACACUACCCAAGUAUCCCUCUACAGGGGAACUCAAUACUGGCUCAGGGGUUGAAUAUGCAGAAUUGAAUCAUGGUCUGACAGCAGCAGCCCAGACGUCACAAGAAGAAAGGCCUAUCUAAUUACAGAAUGAAGGAUUGGCAGUAGAUGUUGUGUAACUGUGACAUAUUUAUAGCCUAUUAGAUUGUGCAAAUAUGCACAAGUUGUGCAGGAGACAUUAGGAUUGAACUCAUCUUGUUAUUUCCUGAAAUAAGAAGAAUUAGGGUGAUAUAUUUUGAGUCAUGCAUGACGAUCUAUCAUAUCAUUCAUUUGUCAUUCCUUUCCAUCAACGUAACUCCGAAGUUUUUGUUACAGAUUUUUAAUUAACAAGCAUUUACCAGUUUACCAUCUGAAUAAAUUGAGAUACAUGACCCACUUCACUAGGUCCAAGGUCAAGGUCAUACUAAGGUCAAAGCUGAGAUUGCUUUAUUUUCCUGUUGAUGUUUUACUUUCUGAAACAGCUGAAGGGUUUUCAAAAGCAUCAGGUAUUAACCUCAUCAAGAUGUUGUGCUGAGUGUUUACUUUCCAAGUAACAAAGUGGCUUCAGUUUUUGUGAAAGUUCUAGGUGCUUUCUCAUUUAUACAAAUAACUGAUACAAAUAUAAUAUACAACUAACAGUAUAUGCUUUCACUGAAGUAAACAAGAAAACUUUAACCUCAAUGACCUAUUAAACAUAGCAACACACAUUAAAAUCAGGAGGGAUAAAAUUCCAGAUUUGAAGGCCUUCAGGUCAAUGUAUAUCAAUUGAAUUUUUGUGAGAGAGGUGUUGGGAUGAUUAAUAUCCAGAGCACAAAGCUUACAAU